Molecule: messenger RNA, 927 nt
Organism: Selaginella moellendorffii
Lineage: Eukaryota; Viridiplantae; Streptophyta; Lycopodiopsida; Selaginellales; Selaginellaceae
Product: 50S ribosomal protein L17-like
Exons: 7
Coding region: 64-774 (236 amino acids)
Biological process (GO): translation
Cellular component (GO): large ribosomal subunit; ribosome
Molecular function (GO): structural constituent of ribosome
Source: RefSeq, a predicted model, not a curated record
AAAGGGGAAAGGAAGAUUUAGGGUUUAAGGGGUUUAGGGUUCUUCCCUUCGUGAUCCGGCACAAUGCGGCACCGGGUGGAUCACCGGAAGCUCGGCCGAACGGCCGAGCAUCGAUGGGCAAUGCUCAGGACGAUGGUCUCGCAGCUGAUCGAGCACGAGAGAAUCGAGACGACCCUAGCGAAGGCAAAGGAGGUGAGAAGAUUAGCGGACAAGAUGAUCACGCUCGGGAAAGCGGGAACGCUCUCUGCGAUUCGAAGAGCCGGCGCGGUGCUACGCACAGACGAGACCGUCCACAAAGUUUUCUACAAGCUUGCUCCUCGCUAUGCAGAUCGACAUGGUGGCUACACAAGAGUCGUCCAAACUCGCCACAGACUAGGAGAUAAAUCGAUGAUGGCUUUCUUAGAAUUUAUUGAUAGACCCGGAGAACUAAGGCCUCCAAAGCCACCGGCAACUCCACCACCUCCUCGAGAACCAAUUUUGCCGUGGAUCAAGUCGAAGCUAGCUCGCAUAACUCUACCUCCAGGACUCACUCGAGCGCAAAAGCCACCCUGGGAAGGCACUCACCAGAUCAAGCGAAAAGUCCGCAGUAGAAGGCCUACGAAGAAGGACAAGGCCAGGGCCGCCAGGGCCGAUGCCGAUGCCGCCAGAGCCAAGUUAAACGAAGCCAAAGCUCUAGCCGAAGAAAAAGAGGAAGCCUCUUCACAAAGUUCUCGAGACGAACAGCCCCAGCCAAAGCCAAGCUCAAGUUCAAGCUCAUCGAAAGAGGAACAAUAAGUCGCGUGAAAACACCGAGACUCGUAAGUUUUUGGAAAACAGAUAAUCGGAAGAGCUAGCUGAGACUCAGAAGAUCCACCGCCUGUUGAAGUAGCCUUCUCUCUUGGCGUUGUAGAAGGCGCAGCAUCCAACCGAAUAAACCACGAUUAGGAA